ACUCAUCACACGUUCGUUCACUCGCCACCAUGCUCGCGUCCGCCGCCGUCGCCUUUCUGGCGGCUGCCACCCCCGCCCUCGCAUGGGGCGCUGCAGGUGAGUGCCGGGCGCAGGUGCACAUGAUGCAGCGAUCGAGGGCGUAGUGCGAGGUGCCCCUCUCCUCGCCGCAAGGACUGUUCCCAACCAGCCCAGUUCACUUACCCGUCAACGAUGUAGCGUCUUAACGCCAAACUUGCUCUUACUUAUCCGCCCGCCUCGCACUCGAGUUCCUCGCUUACACCAGGCCACGAGAUCGUCGCCACCAUCGCCCAGAUCCACCUCCACCCCCAAGUCCGCGACAAGCUUUGCCACAUUCUUCCCGAGGCGGCGCACUGCCACCUCGCGCCCAUCGCCGCGUGGGCUGACACCAUCAGGCGCGGGUAUCCCGGCACCGCCCAGAUGCACUAUGUCAACCCCAAAUUUGACCAUCCCGGCGACACAUGCACGUACGGCGAGAAAGGCUGGAUUAACGAGGAUGUCAACGUCCUCACAGCCAUUAUGAAUAAGACUGAGGAGGUGCGGAACGGCGGCGGCGACAUUCCGCUCCGCUUCCUUGUCCACUUUCUAGGUGACGUACACCAGCCGCUGCACUUGACUGGCCGCGACCGUGGCGGAAACCAGGCCAUGUUCCGCUUCGAGGGGCGCGUUCGCAACCUGCACUCUGUCUGGGACUCGGGGAUCAUCACGAAGAACAUCCGCGAGCUGGGCAACUACACGACGCCCGUGCCGAGCAAGCAGAUUGAGAAUGCGCUCCCCGGUGCCAUCUUCGACCCUUACGUCCGCUGGAUUGUGUGGGAGGGGAUCCGCGAGUGGUGGCGCGACGACCUCGAGUCGUGGCUCGAGUGCCCGGCUGACGGCGACCCAUACCCGCACUCGGUGUACGGCGCACCUGCACCCCCCGAGCGCGGCCUCGCCAGCAGCCUCCUGCACGGCGCCGGCAACCUGGUCUCGCACGCCGCCGAGUUCCUGGGCCCCCUGUCGUGGCUCGGCGACUACCUCCCCGCCGACGGGGACCACACCGGCAAUCGCGACGUCCUGCUUGCGUCCACGCCGCAAGCGCUUAAGAUGGAGAACCGCAAGUUCACGUCCCCCGCGUGCCCGUACACGUGGUCCAAGCCGAUUCACGCUGUCAACUGCGCACACGCCUGGCCGAAGGAGUACAACGGCACAGGCCCGCUCAUCGAGCUGGACACACCCGAGUACCUUGGUAAGAUUGGCGAGCACAAGGUUGUCGAGAGCCUGCUGGCCAAGGGUGGCCUGCGGCUCGCCAAGAUUCUCAACGAGAUCCUCAGCGGGGGCGAGUAUCCCGGUGUGUACAUCAACUACCAUGACGAGUAGGUAGCGAGUAGAUGCUUGUAAUGCUAGAAUAGGAAUACGGAAUAUGGGAAUGCUAGAAUCAAGCGACGA
Molecule: messenger RNA, 1446 nt
Organism: Cutaneotrichosporon oleaginosum
Lineage: Eukaryota; Fungi; Basidiomycota; Tremellomycetes; Trichosporonales; Trichosporonaceae
Biological process (GO): DNA catabolic process
Molecular function (GO): nucleic acid binding; endonuclease activity
Source: RefSeq, a predicted model, not a curated record